AUGAAACAUCAACAAGUAAGCGUGGAUUACUGGACAAUGUUGCAAACCAUGUUCACAUACGGUGUAUUGUCUGCGCUGUGCUGGAUAAUGUUGCGACUUUUCCACGCAGUGUUCACGUUGCCACGAAGACUGCGAUCACAACAGGAAAACAUACAGAAUACUCUACAAGAUCUUCAGAAGCGGUUUCCUGACCUAAAUAUAACUGAAGAAGAUUUGCAAAACGCUGAAAAAGAGUUGGAUGACUUCAUAAAAGAAGGAGACGAAGCAGAAAUAGAAGCGGAGAAGAGUAAAUCUAUUGAAAAUGUAGACGAAGGAGAAGACGAUCAUACAGCAGAGGGCACAAAAAAAGACAACUAA
Molecule: messenger RNA, 357 nt
Organism: Melitaea cinxia (Glanville fritillary)
Lineage: Eukaryota; Metazoa; Arthropoda; Insecta; Lepidoptera; Nymphalidae
Exons: 2
Coding region: 1-357 (118 amino acids)
Source: RefSeq, a predicted model, not a curated record